AUGAGCUUCUUCGGGUUCGGGCAGAGCGCGGAGCUGGAGCUGGUGCUGAGCGACGCCGAGAGCCGGCGGCGGGUGGAGCACAAGACCGAGGAGGGCAAGAAGGAGAAAUACUUCCUCUUCUACGAUGGGGAGACCGUGUCCGGGCGGGUCAUCCUCACGCUCAAGCACCCCAACAAGCGGCUGGAGCACCAGGGCAUCAAAGUGGAGUUCAUCGGGCAGAUCGAACUCUACUAUGACCGAGGGAACCACCAUGAGUUUGUGUCUCUCGUAAAAGACCUGGCCCGUCCUGGUGAAUUCACUCAAUCGCAGACAUUUGACUUCGAAUUCACACACGUGGAAAAACCUUAUGAAUCCUACACGGGGCAGAAUGUGAAGUUACGGUAUUUCCUCCGAGCGACUGUCAGCCGCAGACUGAACGAUGUGGUGAAGGAGAUGGACAUAGUUGUGCAUACUCUGAGCACCUACCCAGAGCUCAACUCCUCUAUUAAGAUGGAGGUGGGGAUUGAGGAUUGCCUGCACAUUGAGUUCGAGUAUAACAAGUCCAAGUAUCAUUUGAAAGAUGUGAUUGUUGGAAAGAUCUACUUUCUGCUGGUGCGGAUCAAGAUCAAACACAUGGAGAUAGAUAUCAUCAAGAGAGAAACAACAGGGACUGGACCCAACGUGUAUCACGAGAAUGACACAAUAGCUAAAUAUGAGAUCAUGGAUGGGGCACCUGUGAGAGGGGAGUCCAUUCCCAUCAGGCUCUUCCUGGCUGGCUACGAACUGACUCCAACAAUGAGGGACAUCAAUAAGAAGUUCUCGGUGCGAUAUUACCUCAACCUGGUGCUGAUUGAUGAGGAAGAGAGGCGCUACUUCAAACAGCAGGAGGUGGUGCUUUGGCGGAAAGGAGACAUAGUGAGGAAGAGCAUGUCCCACCAAGCAGCCAUCGCCUCCCAGCGGUUUGAGGGGACAUCCUCACACUCCGAGGCCAAGACCCCCAGCCAGCCUGCAGAGAACAACAGCCGGCAGUGAGAGGCCACGCAGAGGAAGGAAGGCUGCUGUGGAGCCAGUGGUCGCAGCAGCAAGGAGGAAGAGAAAAUACUUCAGAGACUUCAUGAAAAUAAAUAUCCGUUUUUGACUUAAUUCCUUUCUUCAAAGGACUAGUAGGGUGGGGAGAGGAUAAGAGGGCAAGGCAAGCAGGAGCGCUGGUGAUGCGGAGUUGAAGGUACCUCAGUGCUUCCCAAUCAACUACAUUCCUCUGGGGUGGGCUGCUUUGACGCGUGUCCGGAGGCUGCGGAGCUGCCUGAUCUCCUCUUUGCCCCAAGACCCUUUCAGCAUGGUAGUGGGGAGGGAGAGAGCAAGUGAAGGCCAAAUCUGCUGCUCCUUCUCAGCAGUGUGGAUGUUGCUUUGGGGCUGUGUAGGAUAGAUAAUACUUUUCUUGCCUUCUAGAAAUUUUCAUGAGGGAAAAUGACACUAUUUUAUCUGGAAGGUAGGGGAGGGAGUCAGACUGAAGUGCGGCCUACUUGAAAUAGCUUCAUGUUGUCCCCUCUCUUCCUCCCCCUCCUCUUUGUGGUGGUGUUGGAUUCUUUGUCACAAACAGUUACAUAACGUAGUUGAGUCAGUCCUGGGACUACCACAGAGCCACUGUGCUGGUGGAGCAUGGGCAGCAGGAAUGAUUUUGUGUCCUUGCCGUGGGAACUCCUGACUGCCACGCUGAGGUUGGAUGCUGAGGAGAUGAGGGUAGCAGGAAGGAGUGAAGCAUACGACUGCAGCGGGGCAUGGAACAGACGGGUGGUGUAGGCUGGAUAGUGGCUAGCAGUGCUGCUGGGUGGCUGGGAAGUGGGGACAGGAAGGCUUCUGGCUCUGAGACCAGUGCCUUCCCAGUGUUGUCUCAGAAGCUGCAUGAGCACCCCUGAGAUUCGGUCUGUCUGGUUUCUGCACUCGUACAGGUCCCAGCUGGUGCUGCAGAGCAGGGACAGACCAGCCUUGAGAGGUCUAGAGAAGAGCGUCGGAACGUGAGAGAUAAAUGGGGGCUCCCUAUGGGAGCAUGUAUUGCACAGGCUGCCCUGCUCAUCGCUGUGUCCUUGUAACAGAGCAGGCUUUGUAGUGGGGACAGACAGCCAUCUAAGAAAUGUGCGAGUAUUGCUUUGUUUUCUCCCUCAUGCCUGCAGGAUAAGGAUUGGUAAUCCCAGGAAGUGGGAUGCUGUUGUUUAAGGAGCUUGUGGCCUGUGCGUGCUGCUAGAUGAAGCCCAGCAGCAACUGGAAGGAUGGUAAAGCUUUCGAUUCCAGAAACAGGUUCCUGAGGCCUGAGCUGAAUUCACCAGCGAGGUCUGUGGGUAUGGCAUGAGCUGAGAAUGAGAAUAAGGGUCUUUUCUAUUCUGAGAUAAGCUCCGUUUACCCUUCAGCUAAGUAGAAUCAUGACAACAUUCCCAGAAGGAAAUCACUUCUCUAUUAAACUUUAGAUGUGGCUUUGUAGACUUGACCGAGUUUGGCCAAUAUCCAUCCUUUUUUAGAUAUCCUUCAAGGAAGCAGGUGGUUAAACCUCCUACCAGAUGGAGAGAAGCCUGAACAAAUAUGAGCUCCAUCAAAUGGGAUUUGUCUAGAUUUCCCUGUGAGUUUGUAGCUCACUAGGGUUUUGCCCAGCUUGGUUUUGACUCUGAAUGAAUCUCCUCUGCCUCUGUCCUACAGUUGGAUGUAGAACACUUGUUUUGCAGCUGGGAAAUGAAAGCAUCUUCUGCUUUGUUUAGUGGAACAGUGCUGGUGGAGGGAAUGGGGCCUGGGUGGGAAGGGGAGCUUUUUAUGUAAUAAGACAGCUACUGUAUUUCAGUGAUAAAUGUGUGUUUCUGCUUGCCAAAGUAAGUUAUCUUUUACUCACCACGUGUAAGGUUGUGGUUUUUAGUAGAGCUGGACAGUCUCACUCUGUUGUAGAGGACACUAAUGACCUCAUCUCUGCUGAAUGCUCUUGUCACACCAUGUUUCUGCUCUGUAAUAGUGAAGACGUGGCUUGCUCUUCUUUACAGGAGAAGUCUGUGCCGUGGGCUGGAGCCAUGUCUUCCUGAGACUGAAGCAAAAGCUUACUUUAGACAACUACCUUGUUAGGUCAGGGAAAGGGGUGGUAAGCUGCUGAGUGUCUCACAGGGCAAAGGAAGCUGGAUGUUACUUCUGACACUAACUUACUCCCUCCUCUGUGUAGGGGGAACCACCUGCGCUGUGGCAAUACAUGAUCUUUCGGAGACAAGUGAAGCUCCCACGGGGAGCCUCUGGGGAUAGCAGACUACCUUUCCAUGGCUAAGUUGAGCACAGCAGCACCUUGACCACUCUUUGCUUUCCCUCACCUCCCAGCCCUCCUGGGAUUUUUUUUCCCUUGCAUAUUCCUCUAGAUAGUAGGCAUGUGGUAUUAAAAGAAACCAAGUGGAUGAAGAUGCCUGUGCAUUCCAGGAAUGGUUCAUAUACUGGCUGAACUGCAUCGUUGCUGGAUGUAAGAUAAUUGUCUGAAAAGGCAAUGCAUCGUAAGGUGAUUUCUAUUAAACAUCUGUUUCUGGAGGUAACAGAUGCUCCCAGAAUGCUGCUGGAGGGACUAAUUGGAAAAUGUGCAUGAUCCUAUACAUUGGGGUUUUUUUCCUACUUUACUUUGUGCCCUCUCCCCUGUGUUCCUAGUUAAGAAACCCGAAUUUAGAAAUUAUCCCCAUUUUUACUUAAUCUAAAUAGACCAUUCAACCUGUUACCCACGAGGCCCUCUGUUUGUCUGGGGUGGAAGAGAUGUGCUGAGCAUCUUCAGAGAGAAGCUGAAGCAUAAGGUCACUCCAGGACAAGAUACUAGAGAAAAGUUUUGUUAGCAUGGCAAGGGGCGGACACUACUUGAGCUGUCAAGUCCCCUUGAGUUGGGUGGUUCUGUUCAGUGCUUGGGUCAUUCCCUCUCUUCCAGGCAGAGUCAGGCUGGGGGGAGUGUUCGGUACUAAACCAAGCAGUGCAAGUGUAAUUAAGCCUCUGCUGUGUUUACAUGUUUCUUAAUUCAUUGUCUUUUCAAUGGCUGUAUUUUAAAACUUGGGUUUUUUGUCUCUCCAAUUAAAAAGAGCCAUCCCUGGCCUUCAAA
Messenger RNA from Dromaius novaehollandiae (emu), 4072 nucleotides. RefSeq names its product VPS26 retromer complex component B (gene VPS26B). Gene Ontology annotation, cellular component: endosome; retromer complex. Gene Ontology annotation, biological process: intracellular protein transport; retrograde transport, endosome to Golgi. The transcript is spliced from 6 exons. NCBI's taxonomy places the organism in Eukaryota, Metazoa, Chordata, Aves, Casuariiformes, Dromaiidae. The record is from RefSeq and is a predicted model, not a curated record. Bases 1 to 1011 code for a protein of 336 amino acids.